ACGUCGUGCGUGCGUGGAAUAUGGCGACGUCCCUGGGCUCAAACACCUACAACAGACAGAACUGGGAAGAUUCGGACUUCCCUAUUCUUUGUCAAACAUGUCUUGGGGAAAAUCCAUACAUUCGCAUGACCAAGGAAAAGUAUGGCAAAGAGUGCAAGAUAUGUGCGCGUCCCUUCACUGUUUUCCGCUGGUGUCCUGGUCUACGGAUGCGCUUUAAGAAGACUGAGGUGUGUCAGACCUGCAGUAAGAUGAAGAACGUCUGUCAGACGUGUUUGCUGGACCUGGAGUACGGUCUUCCGAUCCAGGUCAGAGACACAGGCAUAUCCAUUAAAGACAACAUGCCGAGGUCAGAUGUGAACAAGGAAUAUUACACUCAGAACAUGGAGAGAGAGAUCCAGAACUCAGACGGCAGCAGUCCGGUGGGGAUGCUGGGUAAAGCACAGAACCCCAGUGACAUGCUGCUGAAGCUGGCGCGAACCACGCCGUAUUACAAACGCAACAGACCCCAUAUCUGCUCCUUCUGGGUGAAGGGAGAGUGUAAGAGAGGAGAGGAGUGUCCCUACAGGCAUGAGAAGCCCACGGACCCUGACGAUCCUCUGGCCGAUCAGAACAUCAAAGAUCGUUAUUAUGGCGUCAACGACCCGGUGGCGGAUAAACUCCUGAAGAGAGCGUCCAGCAUGCCUCGACUGGAUCCGCCUGAGGACAAGUCCAUCACCACGUUAUACAUCGGAGGACUGGGAGAAAACGUCACAGACUCUGAGCUCAGAAAUAAUUUCUAUCAGUACGGUGAGAUCCGUACAAUCACGCUGGUUCAGAGGCAGCAGUGUGCCUUCAUUCAGUUCUCCACGCGACCGGGAGCAGAGCUGGCAGCGGAGAAGACCUUCAAUAAGCUCAUCAUUAACGGCCGCAGGCUGGCGGUGAAGUGGGGCCGAUCACAGGCCGCUAAAGGGAAGGAGGGGUUCGAUGAGAUGGGCACCGGACUAGAACCAGUACCGGGUCUCCCUACAAUUCUGCCGCCACCCCCUGCUCUGGAGGAUGAGACUCCUGCUAACUACUUCAACCUGGACCCCAGCGGCUCUCCUGCAGUCAUGAACAUCAGUCUGCCGCCUCCACCCGGACUCCCAACCCCACCGCCACCAGGUUUUGGAUCUCCCUUGUUCCACCCCAUGGGCCCUCCUCCACCUCCUCCGAUGGCUUUGAGACCUCCGGGUCAGAUCCAUUACCCUUCCCAGGAUCCUCAGCGCAUGGGAGCGCAUGCUGCUGUUCGUCACAGCCUUUGAUCGACUCCUCGUGUGGACUAGUCCAGAUUCCCUCACUGCUGCGGGGAUUAAUCUGUGGCGGUGAUGUCAUCAGAGGGCGGGGUCUGAUCUGUGACAUCAUACAGAGUGAUGGACUGGCACACUGUGGUAUGGUCAUGUGAUUGGGGGUGCUCUUCAUGCACACACGGCUUACCAACACAUAGGCCCUUGUUAUUAUAGUUUAUACAAUGACUCUAUGCCUCCUCGUUAUUUAAAGUCACCGAGACAACAUCCUACGCUAACUUGAAGUUACAUCGAAAACAAAGCACCUUUUAGGACUUCUUGCACUCGAAUGGCAUGGAAAGCGUAAGCCAUUUUCCCCCAAAUUUUUAUCAUAGUUGUGCAGUAAAAAACAAUUCCGCAUUAAAGUAAACAUGAGUUAGUUUCAGUAGAUUACUGACAGUUUAGGUGAAUAAUUAGUGCUUAAUUCAUUUAUGGUCCUAAAGUAGUUUUUGUGAAAAAAUAAUUGCUUAAUUUGAAUUUUAUUUGUACAGUUUUUGAGAUCCACACACUCACACCAUAGACAUUUAACAUAAUUAAGUGAAGUGUCUAUUUAAAGGAUGCACCAGUUUUUUUUUAUUAUUAUUUAACAUGCCUGUUUUGUUUAGUUUGUGUGUGUGUGUGUGUGUGUGUGUGUUCUGAAGCAUUUUUUAAUGAACUGUCAGUUGAGUUUUUUUUCUGUUCAAAGAAAUUCAAAAACAAUGAAAGUACUUUUUAUUGAAAGAGCCUACCGUUACCAUCUUCUUUUGUCAGCAUUAAACUAGCCUUCAUUAAAA
Molecule: messenger RNA, 2074 nt
Organism: Puntigrus tetrazona (Sumatra barb)
Lineage: Eukaryota; Metazoa; Chordata; Actinopteri; Cypriniformes; Cyprinidae
Product: pre-mRNA-splicing factor RBM22-like
Exons: 10
Coding region: 21-1280 (419 amino acids)
Cellular component (GO): U2-type catalytic step 2 spliceosome; U2-type catalytic step 1 spliceosome; Prp19 complex
Molecular function (GO): U6 snRNA binding; metal ion binding; pre-mRNA binding
Source: RefSeq, a predicted model, not a curated record